Manduca sexta (tobacco hornworm) is the source of this 1715-nucleotide messenger RNA. It is a transcript of the gene Rpn3, whose product is annotated as probable 26S proteasome non-ATPase regulatory subunit 3. NCBI's taxonomy places the organism in Eukaryota, Metazoa, Arthropoda, Insecta, Lepidoptera, Sphingidae. Gene Ontology annotation, biological process: regulation of protein catabolic process; ubiquitin-dependent protein catabolic process. Gene Ontology annotation, molecular function: enzyme regulator activity. The record is from RefSeq and is a predicted model, not a curated record. Bases 122 to 1606 code for a protein of 494 amino acids. Gene Ontology annotation, cellular component: proteasome regulatory particle, lid subcomplex; proteasome complex. The transcript has a single exon.
AUCGUAGUUACUCGGCAUUUUUUGACAAAUCAAAUUCAUUUGUCUUUUCAAUUUGAUUACUAUUUUGUCGAAGAAAUACGAUUUUACUUGUAUUAGACUGAAAAUAUAACAGAAAGUCAUAAUGGCACCAAUCGAAGACGUUGAGAUGAAGAAUGUGGAAAGUCCCACUUCGGCUGGUGAAGGGGAAACAAACGAAGUGAAGAAAGACGCUGAUGUCCUCACGGUUCAGGAUUUGAGAGAGCACAUCAGGCAGAUCGACAAGGCUGUGAGUUCCAAAGAGCCAAGAUUUGCAAUGCGCGUAUUGAGAUCACUGCCCAACACCAGAAGGAAACUGAAUGGUAAUGUUUUGCGUGCAAUCAUCAACCAGAUUUACCCAUCGAGUGGAGACAAGGAAGGUCUGCUCGUGUUCGUAGAGAACCCUGUUCCUGGUGCAGUGGAAAUUGAAACACCACGUUCUAGAAGCGCCCCAAAACAGCCGGUACCAGAGGCGGAUGUUUAUUUGCAUCUUUUAGUACUGCUACGUUUGUUAGACACAAACAGACUGGAGGAAGCUACGGAGUGCUCGCAGCAGUUAAUGAACAAAGUGACUGCCCAAAAUAGAAGAACGCUUGAUUUGAUUGCUGCUAAAUGUUAUUUCUACCAUUCUCGUGUAUUCGAACUCACAAAUAAGCUGGACCUUAUUAGAGGGCUCUUACAUGCGCGCCUGCGGACUUCUACCCUCCGCAAUGAUUAUGAAGGCCAAGCUGUUCUCAUCAAUUGCCUUUUGCGCAACUAUCUACAUUACUCUUUGUAUGAUCAAGCAGACAAAUUAGUGAGCAAGUCUGUCUUCCCUGAAAAUGCAAGCAAUAAUGAGUGGGCAAGAUUUAUGUACUAUCUGGGUAGAAUAAAGGCUGCCCGUCUUGAAUACAGUGAUGCACACAAGCACUUGGUGCAGGCUCUAAGGAAAGCUCCACAAACAGCUGCAGUUGGAUUCCGUCAAACUGUGCAAAAAUUGGCUAUUGUUGUGGAACUUCUUUUAGGUGAUAUCCCAGAGCGUGCCAUAUUCCGUCAAGCUCCUCUCAGGAAAGCAUUAGCACCCUAUUUCCAACUAACGCAAGCAGUGAGGCUUGGCAACUUACAAAGAUUUGGAGAGGUGUUAGAGAACUUUGGGCCCCAGUUCCGAAGUGAUCACACUUUCACAUUGAUAUUACGUCUUAGACAAAAUGUUAUUAAGACUGCAAUCCGUUCAAUUGGCAUGUCUUACUCACGUAUAUCUCCUAAAGACAUUGCCCGGAAACUGGGCUUAGACUCUGCUGAAGAUGCUGAAUUUAUAGUAGCUAAGGCCAUUAGAGAUGGAGUUAUUGAAGCUACUUUGGAUCCUGAAAAGGGUUACAUGAGCAACAAGGAAAGUUCUGACAUAUAUUGCACUCGGGAGCCACAGCUUGCCUUCCACCAGCGCAUAUCAUUUUGCUUGGAAUUACACAAUCAGAGUGUUAAGGCUAUGAGAUAUCCACCCAAGUCAUAUGGCAAGGAGUUGGAAAGUGCUGAGGAGAGACGUGAAAGAGAACAACAGGAUUUGGAGCUUGCUAAGGAAAUGGCUGAAGAGGAUGAUGAUGGUUUCCCUUAAAUUAAAAUGUUAAAAAAAAUUACCUUUAAUAACCUCCAUUUGUGGAUCAUAAUUUGAAAUAGAUGUAACAUUGAAUACCAAGUGCUAAUAAAUUGCUGAAAAAUUAUGA